AUGAUCUCCACCUCGAUAUGGGCAGCUCCAGAAGAAUUCCCUGCGCGCGAUACUGCCGGUGCUUUCAAAUACAAUCUGCCUCAGACCUGGAUUCUUGGUACGAUCGAUACUCUUGCGGCUCGUACUCGCAGUGUCCGGAUGAUCAGAAGGCAUUUUAUAGCGUUAAUGAACUCCAGGUUGUUUGCGCCUGGAACAUCUUCAAUGCUCGCGACAGAGCUUGGAAGCGUCUGGUCAAAUACAUACAUCAGCAUGCUCAGCUCAACCAUUAGAGCUCUGUCAAAACAGUUAACAUCUCCAAUAGAGAGCAUUGGCGACGCUUUCGAGCGAAUGAUGGAUCUAGCCAAUGCUUCGAGUAUGGUCAGCGGGAACACUUGCACCGAAGAAUACUGA
Messenger RNA from Drepanopeziza brunnea f. sp. 'multigermtubi' MB_m1, 390 nucleotides. The record is from RefSeq and is a predicted model, not a curated record. Lineage: Eukaryota; Fungi; Ascomycota; Leotiomycetes; Helotiales; Drepanopezizaceae.